Staurois parvus is the source of this 345-nucleotide messenger RNA. NCBI's taxonomy places the organism in Eukaryota, Metazoa, Chordata, Amphibia, Anura, Ranidae. The record is from the annotation of a GenBank genome assembly.
CUAGGCGUGUAGACUGCUUCUACAAACAUUUGUGAAAGAAUGGGUCGCUCUCAGGAGCGUGAAUUCAAACGUGGUUCUGUGAUAGGUUGCCACCUGUGCAAUAAGUCCAUCCGUGAAAUUUCCUUGCUACUAAAUAUUCCACGAUCAACUGUUAGUGGUAUUCUAACAAUGUGGAAGCAACUGGGAACAACAGCAACUCUGUCAUUUUACCAUUGGAUGCAGUGGUGUAAAGCGUGUUCGCUGGAGUGAUGAAUCAUGCUUCUGUCUAGCAAUCCGAUGGACUUGUCUGGGUUUGGCAGUUGCCAGUAGAAUGGUACUUGCCUAGCUGCAUUGUGCCAAGUGUAA